AUGGGUUCAGUACAGUAUCUGAGAGAGUUCAUCAAGGACAGACUAACUGCUGUUUGUGAAGAAAUCUUCUCAGAGGUUCAAAAAACCAUCAUCCAGUAUGAGGAGGAGAUCAACCGUCUACACAGACAGGAUAUCAACCGGAAACCUGACAGAAACUCACACAUCAUAGACCUCCCACAACAACAUGACUGUAAGGAAGAGGAGGAUCUGGAUGAGCAGCAGGUCUGUAACCAGGAGAGGAACUCCAGUCUGGACCAAGAGGACCCAGACACUCCACAGAUUAAAGAGGAACAGGAGGAACUCGGUGGCAGUCAGAAGGGAGAGCAGCUUGGACUGAAGCAGGAGGCUGAAGGCAUUAUUGUCUGGACUGAUAAAAAGCAGCUCAGACUGCUGGAGACCAUCUGGAAACCUGUGAUAAAGUUACACAGAAUAGAUGUCCUACAGCAGCAUGCUGUUGAGGAAGAGGAGGUUCUUACAGACCAGCACGUCUUUAACCAGGAGAGGAACUCCAGCCUGGACCAGGAAAACCCAAAGUCUCCACAGAUUAAAGAGGAACAGGAGGAACUCUGCAGCAGUCAGAAGGGAGAGCAGCUUGGACUGAAGCAGGAGGCUGAUAACUUCAUGGUGACACCCGCUUAUGAGGAAAGUGCCUACAGUAAACCAGAACCAAACAGUGAGCAGCUCCUGUCUCACAGCUCUCCUGAAACAGAGACCCGAGAUAAUGAAGAAAGUCAGCAUGUGGACUCAGGAACUACUAGAAAUACAGAGCUGAAUAAGAGACGUCACAGUCAGAGAGUAGACAAUCCUCCUGUGUCAUCGAGUAAAAGUAGAACGGACACAAAGAACAAGUCUGUACAAUAUGAGGUGUGUGGAAAGACUUUACAGGAUAAAUACAAUAUGAUUACACAUCUAAGAGGUCACACAGGUGAAAAGCUGUAUUCCUGUAGCACCUGUAGGAAAAGAUUUGCUGACUUAUCAACAUUCAAAAAACACAAGGGAAUUCACAAAGGUGAGAAGCCAUAUUCUUGUGACACCUGUGGGAAAACAUUUGCUACUUCAUCAGAGGUCAAAAAACACAAGGGAAUUCACACAGGUGAGAAGCCGUACCCUUGUAGCACCUGUGGGAAAAGAUUCAUUGAAAAAGAACAUUUGAAAUGUCAUUCAAGAGUUCACACGGGUGAGAAACCGUAUCCUUGUAGCACCUGUGGGAAAAGUUUUGCUCAAUUAUCAACAUUCAAAAAACACACGAGAAUUCACACAGGUGAAAAACCGUAUUCUUGUAGCACCUGUGAGAAAAGAUUUGCAACCUCAUCAGCAUUGAAAACACACACGAGAAUUCACACAGGCGAAAAGACGUACUAUUGUAGCACCUGUGGGAAAAGAUUCAUUAAAAAAGAAGACUUGAAACGUCAUUUAAGAGUUCACACGGGUGAGAAACCGUAUUCUUGUAGCACCUGUGGGAAAAGUUUUGCUCAAUUAUCAACAUUCAAAACACACAGGAGAAUUCACACAGAUGAGAAGCCGUACCCUUGUAGCACCUGUGGGAAAAGAUUCAUUGAAAAAGAACAUUUGAAAUGUCACAUAAGAGUUCACACGGGUGAGAAACCGUAUUCUUGUAGCACCUGUGGGAAAAGUUUUGCUCAAUUAUCAACAUUAAAAAUACACAGGAAAAUUCACACAGGUGAGAAGCCGUACCCUUGUAGCACUUGUGGGAAAAGAUUCAUUCAAAAAGAACAUUUGAAAUGUCAUUUAAGAGUUCACACGGGUGAGAAACCGUAUCCUUGUAGCACCUGUGGGAAAAGUUUUGCUCAAUUAUCAACAUUCAAAAAACACACGAGAAUUCACACAGAUGAAAAACCGUAUUCUUGUAGCAUCUGUGAGAAAAGAUUUGCAACCUCAUCAGCAUUGAAAACACACACGAGAAUUCACACAGGCGAAAAGACGUACUAUUGUAGCACCUGUGGGAAAAGAUUCAUUAAAAAAGAAGACUUGAAACGUCAUUUAAGAGUUCACACGGGUGAGAAGCCGUACCCUUGUAGCACUUGUGGGAAAAGAUUCAUUCAAAAAGAACAUUUGAAAUGUCAUUUAAGAGUUCACACGGGUGAGAAACCGUAUCCUUGUAGCACCUGUGGGAAAAGUUUUGCUCAAUUAUCAACAUUCAAAAAACACACGAGAACUCACACAGGUGCAAAACCGCAUUCUUGUAGCACCUGUGAGAAAAGAUUUGCAACCUCAUCAGCAUUGAAAACACACACGAGAAUUCACACUGGUGAAAAACCAUAG
This is a messenger RNA of Pelmatolapia mariae (spotted tilapia), 2283 nucleotides long. RefSeq names its product zinc finger protein 271-like. The coding region runs from base 1 to 2283 and encodes 760 amino acids. Gene Ontology annotation, cellular component: nucleus. Lineage: Eukaryota; Metazoa; Chordata; Actinopteri; Cichliformes; Cichlidae. The transcript has 3 exons. Gene Ontology annotation, biological process: regulation of gene expression. The record is from RefSeq and is a predicted model, not a curated record.